AUGCACCAGAUGACGGCGUAUAGAAGCGGGUUCCAGACUUGUAACAAGACGAUGCCCAGGACCAACUGGUCUAUCCGCUAUCCCUCGAAUAGCGAUGAGACGGUCAGACUCAAAAGUGAAAUCCCUGCUGCUAUAUUCAUCGCAAAGAUGAGCCCACAAGACUCCAAGGUCAACUCCAGUAUCUUUAAGGUUAAAGAUGACUCCCCGAAGCUGCUUAUUCCUUUCUAA
Messenger RNA from Clonostachys byssicola, 228 nucleotides. Lineage: Eukaryota; Fungi; Ascomycota; Sordariomycetes; Hypocreales; Bionectriaceae. The record is from the annotation of a GenBank genome assembly.